UUUCAUCAAUUUGUUGUUUUAUUUAUUGCCAGUGAUAGUUUUGGAUGUGUGUAUAGUUUCAUCCAGGGUGUGUUGCUCAGGUUUGUCUAACAUACAUGGUACAUGGUGUGUGGGAGGGUGUUGAGAGUUUUCGAAAUCGUCAGAGGUAGCGUUGGCGUGUAUGUACUCAGGGCGUUUGAUCUGUGAUGACUCAGAGAUCAUAAAGCAUAAAUAGAGCAUCAAUAUUUUCAUGUUAAUGUCCGGAGAGUUUCAGGCAUCUGGGACUAUAACUCAGUAUGCUGCUGGCUGCUUUCACCAUCCUCUUUAUGUGGUGGGAUUUAUAUUUUGUGUAUUCUAUGAUUGUAGUUUUUAUUUAAAUGUGUAAGCACCUCACAUUUCUAUAUAGCAGGCGUGCAUCUGUUUGUGCAAAGUGUUGUACCAGAUUGUGUAUUAGCCUCUGAGUUCCUGUAAUAUGGCUUAACUCACUAAUCUGCCACAUUUUUGUAACCAGUGAAGGAAUGCUAGUGUUAGGAUAUGGGGCUGUGAGUUCGGAAAAUAUUUUGGUAUUUUUAAUCUGCAGCGAAAGGAUGAUUUCCAUCAAAAUGUGACUCAGAUCUCACCACCAGGCUAUCCGUGAUUGGCAGGGGUUCCAGCACGGAGAUGGGGGCCCCAGAUGGAACCACGCGGUUCUGGGGCUAUGCCAUCACUAAAUUGCUUCUUCUACACCUGUGUCUGCUGGGGAGGAUCGUGGAAGUUCAAGCCCAGGAAGAGAGCCAGAAAGGGGGCUAUCUGCAGGAGGCCAUCAGGGCACUACCCUUUGAGUCUCAGGCACAGCUCCAGAGGGACCAGACAGGGGUUCUUCUCUCCACUGUCCUCCAAGCUGUUCACUGUGCAGAACGGACUGGGGGAUCACAGGAGCUCUGUGACAGGUGCCUGAAUACAGAUCUAUUCCUCUCUGUCUUGGAGGAUAACGGGAAGGCUUACCUCACAGAGGAGGACUACCACAGAGUUUCCACUGCUCUGCUCUACUACAUGAUCAACAUGGAAGACGUGUGCAUUUCCAAUCCUUCUCCUUCCUCUUCCUCUUCACCAAGCUACCAGUACUACCUCCUAGCCCUGACCAGCCUCCACCCCACAGAAGACAAAGGCUUUCUUUCCUCCAAUGAGACAGAGAGCAUUCUGCAGCUCAUUAACCAGCACUACCAAGCGUCCUCUCAAGACUCUUCUAGCUCUUCCCACUCUCAGUGCAUUGACGCCUCCUAUCUAAUGGAUGAGGUGGGGAUCACAAAUAGCCAAGGUGCUGGUCCAUCCUUUGUGUCCCAACUGGCUGCAGCCAUCGUCACCCACACCCUGCAUGGCCACUGUUUCAGCAAGAGGAACCUGCCCUCCCCCGCGUUCUUCACAGACUACAUAUUCCAGUCCCUCAACCGCACCAGCAACCUCCAAAUCAUGGAUUUGGAGCAGCUGCUGCACCUGCUUGGUGUGGGAGGCGGUGAGGGAGAGGCCUCUCACUCACAUGGCAGGGAGAGGCGGAGCAUCACAAGCCCAUCUCAUAUAGGUUGUGUCUAUGAGCCUUUGAGGAUGAACACAGACUGGACACAGGUGUGUUUCUCAGCCAAUCAGUUGGUGGAUAUUUUUGUUCUGGACCCUCAUUUGCCCAUCUCUCGAGAUCACUUCAGACAAAUCUGCCCUGCUAUCAUCCAGCAGUUGCUAGGCAAUGCUUGUGAGUCCACAGAGCCAGCUUCACGAGGAUCUCCACCAAGCCCCAUUGAAAAAUAUGGCUACAGCACGGCUGCUGUGCUCCUCAUCACUGUGGGCUCCAUGUUGGGCAUCUGCCUAAUCUUCUUCAACUCGUGCCGGGAGACCUACGCCCUCAUCCUGCAACUCUUCGUAGGCUUGGCCGUGGGCACCCUCUCAGGGGACGCCCUCCUGCAUCUCAUACCACAGAUCCUAGGCCUCCACGAUGACAGUAACCAUGGCAAUCAUCCCUUUACUGAGGGAAAAGAGUAUCUGUGGAAGAUUUUGGGAAUCAUCUCUGGAAUCUACGGCUUUUUCCUUAUUGAAAGGGUCUUCUCUUUUGUGAUGCCGUCACAAGGCCAUGGUCACCAGGGUUUGGGCCAUUCUCAUGACCUUCCCUUGGAGCUGAACUGCAACGGCCAGUCACAGAGGGGCAAGUCCAUCUCCACCAUGCAGCUGGGAACAGUGGAGGAUUUAGAAUGUACAGAAAUGCAACCAGAGGAUCGUGAACCGAGAACGCCUACACGUCAGACGAGACAGGGUAUUCCUAUGCUGGCCAUGAUGGUAAUCGUUGGAGACAGCCUCCAUAACUUUGCAGAUGGCCUGGUGGUGGGGGCAGCCUUCUCCUCAUCCACUGAGACGGGAAUGGCGACCACCGUGGCCAUCCUCUGCCACGAAAUCCCUCAUGAAAUGGGUGACUUUGCGGUGCUGCUCAGCUCAGGUCUCUCUGUGAGGAAUGCUGUGAUGAUGAACCUCCUCAGUGCUAUGACGGCAUUCAUUGGCCUCUACAUUGGCCUGUUUGUCUCCUCAGAACCGGAGGUCCAGCAGUGGAUCUUUACUGUUACAGCAGGGAUCUUCCUCUAUCUGUCACUGGUAGAGAUGCUCCCAGAGAUGAGUCGUGUGAAGACCAAGCGGCCAUAUAUAAUGUUCGUCAUGCAGAACAUUGGCCUCCUAAUGGGAUGGUCAUGUCUUCUGCUCCUCGGCCUAUUUGAGCACAAACUGAAGCUUGGAUGAAAGGAUGCUUGCUCGUACUCUCAUCCUAUAUGGUAUCCAGCAAACAAUAUUUUAAAUUGAUGGCAGAAGUGAUGGUACUCAUUUUAGAAUCUUGUUUAUUGAUUACUGUUGUUUACUCCUAAAGUACUUGUAAUAAUUCUAUAAAGCCAGAUAUUAAGUUGGUGAACAGCACCUUGGAAAUGUCACCAAUACAGAACAUUUCCUUUCAAGUGACCAUCAUAGUGGUGUGGAUAAGAGCUGUGACGAUGUGAAUCAAACAUAACUUUAGAUCCAGUGGUUAUGUGGAAAUGUUUAAAGUCUGAAUCCAACAAAUCAGAUGCAUGUGAAGCUUUAAGACACGCAGACCUUUUCUAUGUGAUUAUUUCUUUUUGUAUGAUGUACUGUGUAUCAUAGAAGGCUUGCAGUCUAAUCUGCUGCACCUGUUUCUGGAAAUGAUGGCUUCUAGUUUACAGUUCUGGACGAGACUUUUAUAACAGGAACAUUGUUUUUACAGGGUGUACGUACAGUAUUUUCUGUAUUAUCAUUAUGAUAUAAUGCUGUUGCCUUGACAAUCAAAUCAUCCACUGAUCCAGACACGCUUAAAAUAAACAAACCAAGAUUCAA
Messenger RNA from Esox lucius (northern pike), 3333 nucleotides. Its product is annotated as zinc transporter ZIP12. Gene Ontology annotation, biological process: zinc ion import across plasma membrane; intracellular zinc ion homeostasis. Gene Ontology annotation, molecular function: zinc ion transmembrane transporter activity. The transcript is spliced from 13 exons. NCBI's taxonomy places the organism in Eukaryota, Metazoa, Chordata, Actinopteri, Esociformes, Esocidae. The coding region runs from base 640 to 2730 and encodes 696 amino acids. The record is from RefSeq and is a predicted model, not a curated record. Gene Ontology annotation, cellular component: membrane.